Phytophthora nicotianae INRA-310 is the source of this 1322-nucleotide messenger RNA. RefSeq lists its product as hypothetical. The transcript has 3 exons. The coding region runs from base 35 to 1255 and encodes 406 amino acids. Lineage: Eukaryota; Oomycota; Peronosporomycetes; Peronosporales; Peronosporaceae. The record is from RefSeq and is a predicted model, not a curated record.
UGUCACUGAUGAAUUAGCGGUGAGGGAGUUAGCCAUGUGUGACGAUGUUGUGGCAUUUGCUGAGAGUGAGGACACGAGUUCCUUGCUCCAAGACGUGCUUGCUUUUCUAGACAAUUGCGAAGAUGCCAGCGAUGUCGGCCUUUUACCUGGUGGAUCCAGUUCACCCGGCAGUACCCAGAGUUUUUCAUCAGGUCCAGUCAAGAAGAGAUAUGGUAAGGAGCAUUCGGCAGAAUACGACAGACGCCGUCGGGAGAAGAAGAAAGCAGAACGGGAAGCGUUAAGGAACCAGGUAGUGCAAUACGAGGCUCAGCUGGAGCUUCUGCGCCUUCAGAAACCUGGUAAUACACAGGAAAACAAGAAAUGGGGGUGGAUCCAUGCUGCGACGAUGGAAGAAGAAAAGCGACACAAGGCUGAAGAGCUCAAUCGACAAUUGAAGGGACUGCUCUUCCAGCAGUUGAAUACUGCGCAGAUACUCCGUAAUUUUAUUGCUGGGCAGUCGACGUUGACUGAGCACGUUCAGUCCGUUAUGGGAGGUAGAGCACCGUGUCCAGUUCCGAUGCCGACGGGUUCUUUUGCCGGCCUUGGAGACAUCGCGAUGUAUCUGAAAGGUGUGUUCAAGCACAUUCAAGCUUCAUCGGACUAUGUGUUUGCAUCGUCCCCUCUCUUCUCGGAAGCGAAUUCAUCGGACGCACUAAUGAGCAUGUGCUCGAUUAAGCACCGAGAUCCGAUAGCUGGGUCGUGUAUUGAGCUACUGAGCUCAACACCACUAGAUUGUGGUUACGACGUUGCUGUGCCAAUGCUGUGGGAAAUGCUGCUUACUCGGCAGAUAUUCGGACCAGAAGCAGUACAUUAUGAACAAAAGUCGAAGCAUCUGACGGCGAAUUCAGCAGAAAUAGGCUAUACAUUUAGCUUUGGAGCCCCAGAUGAACCGACAGCCUUAAACGGUGUCACGCUCAUGGGGAAAUUCGAGAAGGAGGGAAGCGCUUUAUUGGUUUGGACUUCCAUGCUUGUUCAACGUAACGGACUGCCAUCUAUGAGGUCACAAGGGUGGAUAUCGAUCACGAGACCGCUAAAUCGACUGCAUAAAGGGACCGUAGUGCGAAUGUGCAGCCGUCUCUCGGGUAGGCACUUCGGAGUUCCAGGAGGAUACACAGACGUGAAUAUCACAGUAGCCAAGAAGCAUCAGCUGCUCGUAAAAUCGAGAAUCGAGCGUGUCCAGCAUAGAAUGGUAGAUCUUGCCGAGCUGCAGAAGUAGUGAUUUAAGUCGAUACUGUCGACCCAACAAAGCGGGAUUGGCUAACUAUCGUUUUCAACUCAAAACU